AUGUGUAUCAAGCAACACCUAACAGACGCUCGGGCUCUCACCCACUAUCCUGUUUAUGCUGAGAAACAUAGACGGUUUUCUACUAUUGCUGAACAACAGGUGUUGAGCAUCUUGUGCGGUGUGGCGCGUGGGCUGCAGUGGCUGCACAGCUGUGGUGUAGCGCAUGGCGCCGUGUGCGCAAGGAACGUCGUCCUCGUCGACGGUACAGUCGCCAAGCUCACGGGCUUUGGACUGCUCUCCUACACCAACGACGUCUACGAGCCUGACUACCGGCGCUGGGUGGCACGAGAGCUGCUCACCCACUGGCCUGCCUCCAACGGAGUCGCUGCUGGGGAGCAGGCAACUGGCGCGGCACGCUUGUCCUCAGUGCACGGGGACAUAUGGAGCCUGGGGGUGCUGAUGUGGGAGGCUGUGACCCUCGGGGCGACCCCUUACCCCGACCUCCCCACCGACCAGGUUACCCCUCGCGUGCAGACUGGUUUACGACUUCCCCAGCCACAAUACAUCUCCAACGACCUCUACCAGAUGUUCAUGGGACAACAGAAAUUUGGCAAUACUACUUCAAACCCAGGACCGUAAAUUACAACUAAAUCAAAGACGCUAAACAAGGGUGGCUGACGGCCCUGCUAGUCUCCCAAAUUUACACAGAUGUACAUCACCGAGAUCUGUAGAAGCGACCCAGUCCAAGACGAGCCUGGCGGUGAAGUCCGGCGUGAACCCAGUUCUCCACAGUGCUCCCGUAGUUUUCCUCAAUGACGACCCCGAAGUUUCGUAUGGCUAUAAUAUAGGUAGCUGCUGACGGCCAGAUCGUGGUAGUUCUCUGCUGUCUGUAGGCCGGGGAUGCUGGUUACUCUGGUAGUUCAGGAUAACUUGCUUGAAGCGGUCGUAAGUCGUAGUUCCUUUUUCUCGAUGGUAAGUCGUGAGAUCUCAGAGCAGCUCCACUCUUUCGACAGAGCGGUUCCAAUAUUCUUCUUCGGUUGGCUUCUUCUCGGUGAUAUAUAUCGCGGUCGGCUGAAGUUGUCUGAAGAGACGUCGUGACUCAAGAAAAUAACGAA
Messenger RNA from Hyalella azteca, 1055 nucleotides. RefSeq names its product tyrosine kinase receptor Cad96Ca. Gene Ontology annotation, molecular function: transmembrane receptor protein tyrosine kinase activity; ATP binding. Gene Ontology annotation, cellular component: signaling receptor complex. The record is from RefSeq and is a predicted model, not a curated record. NCBI's taxonomy places the organism in Eukaryota, Metazoa, Arthropoda, Malacostraca, Amphipoda, Hyalellidae. Gene Ontology annotation, biological process: protein phosphorylation; cell surface receptor protein tyrosine kinase signaling pathway; multicellular organism development. The transcript is spliced from 4 exons. The coding region runs from base 1 to 579 and encodes 192 amino acids.